Messenger RNA from Vespa crabro (European hornet), 2986 nucleotides. RefSeq names its product vacuolar protein sorting-associated protein 35 (gene Vps35). Gene Ontology annotation, biological process: intracellular protein transport; retrograde transport, endosome to Golgi. The record is from RefSeq and is a predicted model, not a curated record. The coding region runs from base 382 to 2820 and encodes 812 amino acids. The transcript is spliced from 12 exons. Gene Ontology annotation, cellular component: retromer complex; late endosome; retromer, cargo-selective complex. NCBI's taxonomy places the organism in Eukaryota, Metazoa, Arthropoda, Insecta, Hymenoptera, Vespidae.
ACUAUUGCGAAAAUAUCCUGCUAAUGUCUUUCCUAUUGGUCUUUAAGCAAAGUCGCCAUUGAAUGCAUAUUUGAUAGAAAUUGUCAUUAUUAGUUAUUACGUUUUCAGCGUUUAUUAAGAUAUCGGCGAAUUGGUUGUAACAUUUAGGAAUCCUCAAACAUUCAAUGUAAGCAUAACUGAUGGAAAAGGAAACUUGGUUACAUGGAAAAGAGAAAUACCAUGAAGAAUUAAUAGCUGCAGAUAUACAUACAUAUGUGUAUCAGUCGUACAAUGUACCUACCGGCUUGACAACGCUCUAUCAAAAGAACUAUACUGAAAUCAAGUAUAUAUUCCUUGUUGAGAGGGUAUUUUCGAAGUGUGGUGAUUAUUUUUUCAUAAAAAAUGGUAUCUUUAUUUUUCUCGCAGCCAAUGACAUCUGCCAUGACUGGGGUGGAAGAACAAGAAAAACUCCUUGAAGAUGCAAUAGGCGUGGUCAAAGUUCAAGCUUUUCAAAUGAAGCACUGUUUGGAUAAGAUGAAACUCAUGGAUGCAUUAAAACAUGCUUCUACAAUGUUAGGAGAACUCAGGACUUCCCUAUUAAGUCCAAAAAGUUAUUAUGAACUUUAUAUGGCAAUUACAGAUGAAUUAAGACAUUUAGAAUUAUAUUUAUUAGAUGAAUUUCAGAAAGGAAGGAAAGUUACAGAUUUAUACGAGUUAGUGCAAUAUGUUGGUAAUAUCGUACCAAGAUUAUAUUUGCUUAUCACAGUUGGAUUAGUAUAUAUCAAAACAACUCCAGGCCUAAAAAGAAAUCUUCUUCGAGACUUAGUAGAAAUGUGUAGAGGUGUACAACAUCCUUUAAGAGGUCUUUUUUUGAGAAAUUAUUUAUUACAAUGUAUACGUAAUAUAUUACCAGAUGUUGCAGAAAGUGAUGAUGAAGAUGGAACUGUCCGUGAUAGCAUAGAUUUUGUUCUUAUGAAUUUUGCAGAAAUGAAUAAGUUAUGGGUACGCAUGCAACAUCAAGGUCACAGUAGAGAUAGGGAGAGACGAGAAAGAGAAAGAGAAGAAUUAAGAAUAUUAGUUGGAACAAAUCUUGUACGAUUAAGUCAAUUAGAAUCUGUUACAUUAGAUAAGUAUAAAAAGUUAGUAUUACCAGGUAUUUUAGAACAAGUGGUAAGUUGUAGAGAUGCAAUUGCUCAAGAAUAUCUCAUGGAGUGUAUUAUACAGGUAUUUCCAGAAGAAUUUCAUCUACAGACACUAAAUGCAUUCCUAAAAUCUUGUGCAGAAUUACAGAAUGGAGUAAAUGUGAAAAAUAUAAUAAUUUCUCUAAUAGAUAGACUUGCAGCAUUCAGUCAGAGAUCUGAUGGUGUAGGAGGACCAGGAAGUCCUAAUCAAGUUCCAGGAAUUCCACAGGAUGUUAAACUAUUUGAUGUAUUUAGUGAUCAAAUAGCAACUAUUAUACAGACUAGACAAGAUAUGCCGUCUGAAGAUAUAGUUUCUCUUCAAGUAGCUCUCAUUAAUUUAGCACAUAAGUGCUAUCCAGACAGGGUAGAUUAUGUUGACAAAGUUUUGUUAACUACUGUACAAAUAUUCCAAAAACAAAAUGUAGAUAAGUUGGAGUACAAUAGUGCUGUAUCAAGAGAAUUAGUUAGGUUAAUGAAAAUUCCUGUAGAUAAUUACAAAAAUAUUUUGACUGUCCUAAAAUUGGAACAUUAUGCACCUUUAUUAGAAUAUUUUGAUUAUGAGGGUAGAAAAUUAUUAGCUAUUUAUAUAAUAACAAAUAUACUAGAAAAUGAAACUUUGAUACCAACUCAAGAACAAGUGGAUGCUAUUUUGUCAAUGGUAUCACCAUUAGUUCAAGACCAAUCUGAUCAGCCUAGUAUAGAAGAAGAUCCUGAAGAUUUUGCAGAGGAACAAGGACUUCUUGGUCGAUUAAUUCAUCAUUUUAAAUCUGAUACUGCCGAUCAACAAUAUAUGAUAUUGAGUGCUGCCAGAAAACACUUUAGUGCUGGUGGCAAUCGAAGAAUAAAGUAUACACUUCCACCCAUUAUUUUUCAGGCGUAUCAAUUAGCUUUUACAUAUAAAGGAUUAAAAGAUCAGGAUGAUAUGUGGCAAAAAAAGUGUCAAAAAAUUUUUCAAUUUUGUCAUACAACUAUAACUGCAUUAAUGAAAGCUGAAUUAGCAGAGUUACCGCUAAGGUUGUUUCUUCAAGGAGCUAUUGCUAUAGGAGAAAUUCGUUUUAAUAACUUUGAAAUGGUUGCUUAUGAAUUUAUGAGUCAAGCAUUUUCAAUAUAUGAAGAUGAAAUUAGUGACUCAAAAGCUCAACUUGCAGCUAUCACAUUAAUUAUUGCUACGUUUGAACAGAUGAGUUGUUUUAGUGAGGAAAAUGCAGAACCAGUGAGAAACCAAUGUGCUUUAUAUGCUAGUAAAUUAUUACGAAAACCAGAUCAAUGCAGAGGUGUUGCUACAUGUUCACACAUAUUUUGGUCUGGAAAAUCUUUAGCUACAGAUGGAAAAGAAAUGCAUGAUGCAAAUAAAGUUUUGGAUUGUUUAAAAAAAGGAAUAAGAAUAGCAAGUCAAUGUAUGGAUACUUCUGUACAAGUACAAUUAUAUGUAGAAUUGUUGAAUCAUUAUAUCUAUUUUUAUGAAAAAGGAAAUACUGCGGUUACGAUACAAAUUUUAAAUCAAGUGAUCGCAAAAAUUAGGGAAGAACUUCCUAAUUUGGAAGUUAGUGAAGAAACAGAACAAAUUCAAAAACAUUUAGCAAACACAUUGGAACACUUAAGGAAUAGAAUGGAAUCACCGGAAUCUGAGGGUUUAUCUUACCAACGUCUUGUUUUGUAAUAAUAUAAAAAAGCCUUAUUAAAAUUUUGUAUAUAUGAUUCUAAAAAAAAAAUUACCUAAAAUGCGAUAAUCUGAAAUUUUAGAAGUACGUGUUUAUUUAAGAUACAUCUGUGAAAAACAAUUUGAUUAUAUUAGUCUACUUAAAUAAAAUAAAUUGUUAUAAUAA